Molecule: messenger RNA, 879 nt
Organism: Phycomyces blakesleeanus NRRL 1555(-)
Lineage: Eukaryota; Fungi; Mucoromycota; Mucoromycetes; Mucorales; Phycomycetaceae
Exons: 1
Coding region: 1-879 (292 amino acids)
Source: RefSeq, a predicted model, not a curated record
AUGGAUUACGCUUAUCAAUUUGCUUCGGACGAGGUUUAUACACUUGUGAAUAUGCAGAUUGGCUUUGGUUCAGCGACCGCUUUUCUGGGUGCUGUCGCAGUCGUCGCCACGGCCAUUCGAGCAAGUCGCUGUGGCCUGUACCAUAUAUAUCUCACGAGUGCUCUGGCUGGUCUAUUCUAUCUUAUAAAAGGGGGUAUGCAGGCCGGUGUUGGAGGAUCUCUACUUUCAAUCUUAAACGGUAACUUUGAUGAGGGAAGCGUUGUACAGUUGAACUAUGCAUACGAGUUCUUCCUAGCAGCAACCGUACCUAUUUCGUGGAUCCCUCUCUUUGCUAUCUACCAGAAAAUAUCAUCCUCCCCAGAAACUCAAGGCUUCAAGGGUCUCCUGAAUGUUAAGAUGCUUUGUAUUACCCUUUCAUAUCUCUGGGCUCUUAUUAUCAUCGUUUCUGAUAUCGGCGCGCUUGGAACUCUGAGCAAUACUAAGGAAUACACUUAUGGCACGUACGAAAGCCUCUUAACAGCUGCACGCGCCAUUCAGUUUGCUGCCUUUGGUACAUGGAUGUUUCCAUUCCUUGCUGCUAUUCAGGCGUAUAUAUCAUUUGAUAAAGUCCGUCACAUCUUUGUCUCGCUCGCUACAUACCAAUUCCUUCUUCUUAUUGUGGUCAUCGGACGUACUAUCUCGGGUACAGCCACUUCUGGAUCGGUGAAGGUGUACCUCACAUUUCUGUUCCUCUUGAUUGAUGUCGCGGGUGUUGCUGCGAUUUUCGUGGCCGUCAAGUACGGAACUACCUGGAUCAAAGAUACCAUCAGUUCGGAAAAUCAUCUGUCCAAUGUUACCGAAACUGAAAUUGAAUCACAACCUAUGGAGGAAAUUAAAUAG